This is a messenger RNA of Durotheca rogersii, 1567 nucleotides long. RefSeq names its product peptidase M50B-like-domain-containing protein. The transcript has 3 exons. The coding region runs from base 392 to 1255 and encodes 287 amino acids. The record is from RefSeq and is a predicted model, not a curated record. Lineage: Eukaryota; Fungi; Ascomycota; Sordariomycetes; Xylariales; Xylariaceae.
GCUUAAUUAAAAGAGGCUAAAAUUGCCUAACGUUCACUGGAGCGUUGGAAUAAAAUGACGCGUCUUUUACCUCCUUGUAUGGGUUCCGAGUCUCAGGGUACGCACAGCAUAGCCUACCACAACCAUGUCAACCUCCCCCCGUCCACGUCAUCCCGCCCGAGUCCCAGCCCAGCUUCGAUACGCGUCACAAAGGGAUGUGAUAACUUUCCACCGGACCAGAAAGAAUUUAAAACCAACAACAACCAUCAUCUUCUUAUUCUCGAAGUUCUCGUGCCAUCACAGCAUUAGCCAUCUCUCAUGGUUGCGUUUAUCCUCUGAUCACGCCCGUUGAAUUGUUUUGGACCCCCCGUCGUCGUCUUUUUUUUCUUUUUUUUCUCUCCCACCGAGGAAUAUGGCUCCAGUGCCAGUAUUAGAUGGUUCCUUUACUGAACAUCCAAUUCGCAGUGCUACGGCGGUCGUAAUCGCCGUGGGCCCAGAAGUUGUUGGACAUACUCGCCGGCUCCUUGCAUCCCGUCGUGACCUGACCGUCGCCAGCGACGCCCAGAAGGUGACCCUGGGCGUCAUCGCAGCCUACGUCGUCGUCAUUGCUAUCUUGUGGAAUGUGCCGUAUGUGCGCUGGUCGCUGUGGCCCUUCAAGAUGCUUGUGAUUGCGUUUCAUGAAUUUGGUCAUGCCGUUACAGCUUGUUGUACAGGCGGGCAUGUUAAAUCUAUCUCGCUCGACCCCCAUGAAGGAGGUGUUACCCACAUGGUCGGAGGAAAGGGCGCUAUCACCCUGCCUGCUGGUUACCUGGGAUCAUCACUCAUCGGCGCCCUGCUUAUCUUCUGCGGCUUUAAUAUCGUUGCAAGCAAGAUCGCCAGUCUGAUACUAGCCGUGUGCUUCCUGUUGACAUUGUGGUGGGGGAAGAAGGACUGGCUGACAAUCUUGACCAUCCUGCUUGCCGUGGGGCUACUUGUGGCCUGCUGGUUCAUCGUCCAUGCCGAACCCCUGAGGUUUGUCGUUUUGUUCAUCGGCGUCAUGAGCUCCCUGUAUAGUGUCUGGGAUAUCUGCGACGAUUUAAUCCUCCGCAAGGUCAACAGCUCUGAUGCCAGCGUAUUCGCUCAACGCUACGGUGGUUCCUCGCAGUGUUGGGGCGUCGUCUGGUCGAUUAUCUCCGUCCUCUUUAUGGCUGCCGGGAUCAUUGCCGGCAUCGCCGCAUUCCCUCAAUCCUUCGCACAGCAGGAAGAGGAUUCCAAGAAUUUCCUGCCGACUCGUUAGUGAGAUACCCCAGUAAUUCAGUUACAGCUAGCAUCAGGAGUUUAGGGGGUUUUGAAUCUUGGUGUUGCGAGUUUCCGAGACCUCGUUUCUUUAGGUCCGACGGCGUACCUGUGUAAUUAUUUAGUUUCCUUAUCUAUAGUAGAUACCCCAUACAACUAAGUGUUCGAGAACAUCAAUCUAGCUUGUCUGGCUCCGUUUAGUCCUCGUCUGCUCUCGUGGUGCGCCUAAUUAAACGUGUAUAGCACAACUUGUCUCCGUGGGCGGAACGGAAGAUGUAAGCAGGAUGAGUAUAAUUUGCGUUUACAGAGUAUU